This is a messenger RNA of Rhea pennata, 1531 nucleotides long. RefSeq names its product ZPR1 zinc finger (gene ZPR1). The record is from RefSeq and is a predicted model, not a curated record. NCBI's taxonomy places the organism in Eukaryota, Metazoa, Chordata, Aves, Rheiformes, Rheidae. Gene Ontology annotation, molecular function: zinc ion binding. The coding region runs from base 20 to 1360 and encodes 446 amino acids. The transcript has 14 exons. Gene Ontology annotation, cellular component: cytoplasm; nucleus.
GCCCGGCGGCAUCGGCAUCAUGUCGGCGCUGGGGGCGGUUGAGGAGGCGGCGGCGGCGGGGCCGCUGUUCCGGCCGCUGGGCGCCGAGGACGGCGAGCAGCAGCCGGCCGAGAUCGAGUCGCUCUGCAUGAACUGCUACCGCAACGGCGUGACGCGGCUGCUGCUCACUCGCGUCCCCUUCUUCAAAGAGAUCAUCGUCAGCUCCUUCGCCUGCGAGAGCUGCUCCUGGUCCAACACCGAGAUCCAGGCGGCGGGCAGGAUCCAGGAGCAGGGCGUGCGCUACACGCUGGCCGUCGCCGCCCGGCAGGAUAUGAACAGGGAGGUGGUGAAGACUGACUGUGCCACAAUUCGGAUUCCUGAGCUGGACUUUGAGAUCCCUGCGUUCACCCAGAAAGGAGUUCUCACCACCAUUGAAGGGAUAAUUGACAGAGCUGUAGCGGGCCUGGAACAGGACCAGCCUGUGCGCAGGGCAACGGACGAAGAGGUGGCAAGGAAAAUAGAUGAAUUCAUUGGUAAACUAAAGCAACUCAAAGAAGUACAUUCCUCUUUCACCUUUAUCAUAGAUGAUCCUUCAGGGAACAGUUUUGUGGAGAAUCCUCAUGCACCACAGAAGGAUGAAGCUCUCGUGGUGGUUCAUUACAAGCGGACUCCCCAGCAGGCUGCCAUGCUGGGGCUCGGGGCAGAGGAGACGAACGAGAUGCCGGCUGAUUCUGUGGAGGACCUGAGGAAUGAGGUAUUGCAGUUCAACACCAACUGUCCCGAGUGCAAUGCUCCAGCUAACACCAAUAUGAAGCUAGUGCAAAUCCCACACUUCAAGGAAGUGGUUAUCAUGGCCACCAACUGUGACUCCUGUGGGCACAGGACAAAUGAGGUUAAAUCUGGAGGAGCGAUAGAACCACAAGGCACCAGGAUCACCCUUCGGAUUACAGACCCUUCGGACAUGACUAGAGAUGUUCUGAAAUCAGAGACGUGCAGCGUGGAGAUUCCUGAGCUAGAUUUUGAGCUGGGAAUGGGAGCGCUGGGGGGGAAAUUCACCACGCUGGAAGGGCUGCUGAAGGACAUCAAGGAGCUGGUCGAGAGAAACCCCUUCAGCCUGGGGGACAGCUCCACGCCAAGCAAAAUGGAAAAGCUACAGGAGUUCAGCAGGAAAUUGCUUGACAUAAUAGAAGGGAAGACAAAGGCUCACUUCGUGAUGGAUGACCCUGCAGGCAACAGCUACCUCCAGAACGUAUACGCCCCAGAAGACGACCCGGAGCUGCAGGUGGAGCGCUAUGAGCGUACUUUCGAGCAGAACGAAGAGCUGGGCCUGAACGACAUGAAGACAGAGGGUUACGAGGCGGCAGCGGUGUCGGAGCGGUAGCGGCGCGCGAGGAAGAGCCGCGAUUCCUCCAGCGCCCUGCGGAGGAGGGGACAGUGGGGUGGGGAGGGCCCGCUUCCCGCCGGGGCGGGGCUGUAACGCUCGGCACGGAGCCGCGAUGGAAGAAUGUCGUGUCGUGUUCCCGCGGGGAGUUCACACGUUGCUGAAACGCGC